CGAGAAGAUACCCAUCCUCACGGACUGAGACGUGAGAGAGCCUGAGGAGAUGGAGACCUUCAUCCAUCUUUACCCCAAUCUACUCGAUCUUGGGAGUCAAGCCAAGAUGUGACUGUCACGGUGCGUCAUAGUUUGGAACUGUCCAGCUUUUACAACACUUGUUUCUAUAGCAACAGAAAUAUCUCACAAUCCCAAAACGUCCUAUUCUAAUAAUGCAGUCCUCCUCUCAACCUCCAAAGCCACGGCGUUUUGAUGUCAGGAGGCGGACUAAUACCAUAGCUGGACCAAAGUCUAAUGGCCCCGGUGUUCAGAAGGAGGAUAAAAACAUGAACACAAUCACCACAUCCUCCCCAAGGCGGGCUACCAAAGGCCCCAUUGCUCCCUCCAGAACGAGGGUGGGUAUACAGCCUCGAGCUCCAGUAAUCCAGCCCAGGCUGAGCUCACAAAAGCAGGCCUCCACCAUUUCCAGAUCAGCUAAACCCAAACCUAAGAGUGCUCGUGCAUCAACGGGACCCAAGAGCGCAGAAGCUCCUCCUCAGCUCCCUUCUGUUCUCCCUCUUGACCCAAACUGCAAUGAGCCGAGCCUCCCGUGUCUGUGCUGUGAUGGGCGCUCUCCUCAGGACAGUAACAGUAUGUUCAACCAUAACCACAACAAUAACAACACCAUUUCUAUCAGACAGCAGCUGCAGCUGCCACCUCCUCCAGCUCAGUUGCCCCAGAAGCACGAUGGGACAGGGGACAAGGAGCAGCCUCUGUCACAAGCCCAGGCCCAGCUGGAUCCCCCUGCUCGCCCCUCUGCCAGUCUUGAAAAUAAAGAGAAGAAUGCAGAUGAAAAUGCUGAUCUAGACAACAAGAAAAAGAUAGAAGAGGAAGAUGAUGAUGAAGAAAGCACUCCUGCUCUGAUCUAG
Messenger RNA from Melanotaenia boesemani (Boeseman's rainbowfish), 908 nucleotides. RefSeq lists its product as uncharacterized. Bases 213 to 908 code for a protein of 231 amino acids. NCBI's taxonomy places the organism in Eukaryota, Metazoa, Chordata, Actinopteri, Atheriniformes, Melanotaeniidae. The record is from RefSeq and is a predicted model, not a curated record. The transcript has 3 exons.